UGUGCUUUGUUCGCGGGCCCUGGUGGUUUUCAGAAAGCGGGACCCCUGGAGUUCCAGCAGGCUUCGGAUAUAUCCAGCUCACAACCAAGCCCGCUGUUUUGCGCCCACAUGGACGUGUGUGCACAUGGAGCGUUGAUGGGUAUGAGUCCAGCCCUGAGAAAACAGGACGCCGACGGGUGCAGCAGCAGCGGAAGUGAGGUGAAAACGCGAAAAAAGCGAGGGUUCCUCAUAGGGUUCUGGGGGCUAAGCAUUUACGAGCGGACGAAAAGACAUCGACCCCUCCAUGGUACUCCUCGCAGAACGCAGAGCACGGGAUUUACCCCAGCUUCAUUGGCCUGCAGAUUGUUCCUUUGGUGCUUUUUCAUUUUGCUCGAUGUUCCACUUUUUUUGUUGAAAGUCCUAAAAUUCCACUUGCAGGUGAUUCAAAGUUGGAGCGCAGGGAAUUUCACUUUGCACUGCUCUUUGGCAAAAGUCUUGUUAAGUGUCUUAUUAAGUGCAUGGAAUAUGCCAAACGAACGAGGUUUCAAGCACAAGCACAACAAGAAAUGCUAGCCAUGAUGAUUAUUUCUUUAUCAAACACAUUAAAUUCCUAAUGCAAAGAGCAUAAUCACUCCGCUCUAGUACCCUCUUUUUUUCUCUUUUUUUCCCUUUCUUUCAGAUGCUGCCCUUGCUUUUUGAGCUCUUCUUUCUUUGGUGCACACUCGAAAAAAUACCACUUUUCAUUUUCGGUUAGAAUCUUUUUGUUCAGAAACCUAAACCUAGUUUUGGUCCUUUUGUUUCCUUAUAUAUCUUCAUCGUCUUAUAAAUAUAUCUUCGUUUCUCGAUUGUUUUCACCCAUCUCUUCUUCUUUUUUAUUAUUCUCU
Ascoidea rubescens DSM 1968 is the source of this 863-nucleotide messenger RNA. RefSeq lists its product as uncharacterized. The transcript has a single exon. Bases 109 to 552 code for a protein of 147 amino acids. NCBI's taxonomy places the organism in Eukaryota, Fungi, Ascomycota, Saccharomycetes, Ascoideales, Ascoideaceae. The record is from RefSeq and is a predicted model, not a curated record.